UGAGAAAGCAACAACACCAGGAAGCAGUUUAACACGUAGUAGGCGACUGCACGACGAGCCUUUCGUCUUUUGACUGUUUGAAAGUUGUAUAAAUUCAUCCACCGCUUGAUUUUUGUUGUGGAUUCAGGCCAACUUGCUGUCAUGCCUUAUUAAAGGCUAUGUGUGAAGCUGUUUAAUCAUACACUCAACACCGAUUAGGCAGUUACGUUAAGAAGAGCAACAUGGAGUUCCGGGCAGAGGAGGACUAUGGAGUGGACACGAACAGUGACGAGUACGUGCUCCUCCAGGCCUACUGCACCAGGAGGUCCAGGCACAAGCCAAAGUCUUUCAUGAGGGCUGAGGGCUCUUUGCCACCACUUGCCCCUGGGCCAUCCUUACUGGGAGAAAGAGGUAAAGGCAUACGUUUUGAAGGUCUAAUGAGACCGCCUUCAGGGCCUUAUAAAGUAACGCAGAGGGCAUAUGCUGAAUCAGGGGCUAGAGAAACCAUCUUUAAGAAGAAGCCCGUGGCAAUAUUCGAGUGUGCAUCCGGUGCCGAUAUACAACCCGGUUCUUCUGGUUCUGGUGCAGCAGACGAAGGCCGGGGUCUCACUGCUGUGGCUGACAGGCUGACUGAGAUAGCAGACGAUGUCAAUGUGCAGAUUAGAGAACCGAGCAGUUUAGAACCAGACUCCCCUGAGAACCCAGAGGAUGUGAUUCAGAAACUGGUGGAGCUUCUGAAGAAUUCUGGAGACCAGCUGAAUGAGGAGGUAAUGCAUGUGUGUGAACGUGUAUCGGUAAGUGUUUCUGUGUGUGUGUGUGUGUGUGUGUCUGUUGGUGUGUUAAAUGGUAACACAGAACUACAUUUAAAACCCCUCCAUGCAUUUGAAAUGGGAGCACCUCCCUGGCAGAUCCAGAGGAACCAGGCCAUGCAGACCUACCUCCAGAGCACCUUCACCUACGCUCUGUUUGAGCAGGUGACCUCUAGGGUUCAGGAGGUAGUGAGCGGGGGAAGCGGCGGCCGGACGGCCCAGGCCCGGGACCGGCUGGAGAGGCAGCAGAUCGCCGUAGCCUUCGAGGUGACCAGCAGGCUGUCAGCGGUCGACCUGCUGCCCAUGAGUAGGGCCAUGGGCUACGGCACUCACUACGUCCAGAUACACCACUCCUCCUGGGUGAAGCAGCGCGGAGGCUGGAAAAAAGUAUUUGAAUCCGAAGACAUUGAUUAACACUUGCAAAGAACUGCCACAGCCCGCAGAUCACCAUGGUUACACCUUCACAUCAAAGCAGGAUUUAGGCAACAGGUUUUGCAGGAUUACAGCAUCUUUAAUAUUUUGACAUUUUAUUAAUUUAGACCAAUUAUUACCAGCAGCAAUAACAGUUCAGAAGAGGCGAUGCAGGGAUUUGUAUUUUUAAAUGACUAAAUAUGAAUUAUUGUCUUACUGUUUUGAAUGAAGAGUGGUUUGUUUAACAUAAAACAUUUAAUUAUAUUUUUGCUUUGAAAUGAUAUGUAUUACAAAUGCAUACAAAUAAAAGCAUGCAAUCUACUAAA
Molecule: messenger RNA, 1525 nt
Organism: Hypomesus transpacificus
Lineage: Eukaryota; Metazoa; Chordata; Actinopteri; Osmeriformes; Osmeridae
Product: apoptosis facilitator Bcl-2-like protein 14
Exons: 5
Coding region: 222-1202 (326 amino acids)
Biological process (GO): regulation of apoptotic process
Source: RefSeq, a predicted model, not a curated record